AUGUUGGUUAAAGGAACACUUGACGAUUUAGGUAUUAAGAUAUCUGAUCAAAAUUUAGUUGCAUUACAUGCAAAUGAUGAUGAGAAAGAAUCAGGAUUCAGCCCAUGCUUCUAUUUUGGAGAGGAAGAAGAAGAUUGGACCAAAAAAUCCCAUAUUCCAUACCAGAAUAUAAUCUGGUGUGAACCGGUUACCAAUGAUUCCCAUCUGAAGGUUGUUCAAGUCACUUAUUUAUAUUCUCACAGAAGAGACGAGAAGGUAAAACCAUUGAAACUUCAGGUUGAAAUUGAUUCCCCAAUGGGAUUGGAAACAACUGGUGAAUUAACCAAUGAGAUUUUGAGUAAGGCUUAUACUAACAAACUCAUUAAACCAUCGUUACUUAUUUUGAUCAAUCCAUUUGGGGGUCAAGGACAUGCACUCAGAAUAUAUCAUCAAGAAAUAGAACCGAUUUUGAAGGCAUCCAACGCCAAGGUGACGUUAUUUGAGACUCAAUACAGUGGACAUGCUAUUGAUAUAGCUAGGGAGUUAUUAAUUGAGGAUUACGACGUGAUUGUAUGUUGUUCAGGAGAUGGAAUACCCUAUGAAGUUAUAAAUGGAUUUUACCAAAGGAAAGAUUAUGGAAUUGAUGCUUUUAAUAAAGUAGCAAUCACACAAUUACCUUGUGGUAGUGGGAAUGCUCUUUCUUUAAGUACUCAUGGAACAACGAAUGCAAGUUUGGCUACAUUUAAGAUGUUGAAAGCUGAAAGAGCAAAAUUAGAUUUAAUGGCGGUAACUCAAGGAAUUGGUAGUGAAGAGAAAACUAUAUUAUCAUUCUUAAGUCAAUGUUAUGGUAUUAUUGCUGAUAGUGAUAUUGGUACCGAACAUUUAAGAUGGAUGGGAUCGGUUAGAUUUGAGAUUGGAGUUAUUCAAAGAAUAAUGCAAGGAUCAAAAUAUCCAUGUGAUCUUUAUAUUGAUUAUCAAACAAGAACAAAAGAUGAAAUAUCAAAACAUUUUCAAAAAUUUACUAAAGUGAAUAAUAAAGAUACUGAACCAACUAAUAUUGAGAAUUUUAAAUUAAAGUAUCCAAAAUUAGAUCAACCUCCCCCAUCGAAUUGGAUUAAAUUAGAAGAAUCCAAAAGUGAUCAACUAAAUAUCGUUUACGUUGGUAAAAUGCCAUAUAUAUCUAGUGAUACUCAAUUUUUCCCAGCGGCUUUACCAAACGAUGGAAAUAUGGAUUUAAUAAUGACGGAUUCUAAUACUAGUUUAUUAGAUACUACUAAAUUUCUUUUGAAUAUUGAUAAAGGCUCACAUGUUUUGCAUGAAAAAGUUGACCAUUUUAAAAUUCGUGGUUAUAGAUUAGUCCCUCGUUUAAAACGAACUAGAAAUCAUUAUAUUUCCAUCGAUGGGGAAAAUUUCCCAAUUGAACCUUUCCAAGUUGAAGUAUUACCGGGGAUCAUGACUGGAUUACUCCAAAAUGGAAUGUUUGUGGACACUUGUUUUACCGACUUGGAUGAUUCAAUUUAGCUUGUUUAUAGAGAAUAUAUUCUUUCUUUCUUUGAAUUUCGUUGUAUUUGCAAUCAAAUAACCGAAAACAACAUUAUCACAAAAAUGCAUCACCAGAUACCGGUGCUGCUACUGAUGCGGUGUACGGGAGAGGCAGCUCGGACUGCUUUACCAAAGAUAGCAGCAUGAAGCCAACCUAUAUAUAUAUUUAAGCCUAUGAAUUCAAGCUUACAGUAAUGUUAUAAUAGGUUGCUCUACACAAAACUAUCAAAAAUCGAAGCAACUAUAGUAA
Hyphopichia burtonii NRRL Y-1933 is the source of this 1771-nucleotide messenger RNA. RefSeq names its product sphinganine kinase (gene LCB4). The transcript has 2 exons. The record is from RefSeq and is a predicted model, not a curated record. Bases 1 to 1500 code for a protein of 499 amino acids. Gene Ontology annotation, biological process: sphingosine biosynthetic process. Lineage: Eukaryota; Fungi; Ascomycota; Pichiomycetes; Serinales; Debaryomycetaceae. Gene Ontology annotation, cellular component: membrane; cytoplasm; intracellular membrane-bounded organelle.